Corythoichthys intestinalis (scribbled pipefish) is the source of this 1488-nucleotide messenger RNA. RefSeq lists its product as uncharacterized. The record is from RefSeq and is a predicted model, not a curated record. Bases 121 to 1290 code for a protein of 389 amino acids. Lineage: Eukaryota; Metazoa; Chordata; Actinopteri; Syngnathiformes; Syngnathidae. Gene Ontology annotation, molecular function: catalytic activity. The transcript is spliced from 9 exons.
CGGCAAAAUGCGCGAAAAUAGCUAAUUUUUUUCAUGCAACGACCUUGCUGCCUCAAACUACAGAGGAUUACAACGAAAGUGCACCUCACAAGGGAUAUGUAGCAGCAAGCAUUAGCCAUAAUGAACACACCACAGGUGCAGAGCUGGAAGAGGACAGAGGCUUCGCUGGCCCACGUGAUGCCCCUCCUUCACCUCAUGCCGACGAUGGAUUCAGCAACGCAACUGGUCGUCAUCCACCAUAACACGGAAGGACUGUUUGGUCACCUAGACGAUAUCGUGAGUCACCAUGAGCUGCUGUUUGCUGAUGUUUUGUGCUUUACAGAAACACACUUCCAACAAUCAGUGACUGCUGGAAACGCUCGCUUGGAAGGCUACACGAUGUUUCACCGGAACCGAAGUGCUUCCUAUUCAAACUGUCCUGACUUGGUAACAAAACUUGGUGGUGGCGUUGCUAUAUGUGUAAAAAAAAAUCACAUUGUGGCCAAGGAAAUUAAAUACAUUCAGGGCGAGACGGAUUUGGAGUUUGUCGUGGUGAAACUUGACUCUCCUGUCAAUGUGCUAAUUGCUGCUGUGUACAGGGCUCCGGCCCACAACCUGCGCUCCUUCCUGCAAAACCUGGGAAAUUUGCUUUGUUCCCUUGAGGUGAUGGAUAAUCAACAGAUCUUGGUAUGUGGAGAUUUUAAUGAAGAUGUGUUUUCAGAUGCGCACAAACCCAUUUUUGAACUGUUUCUCUCAAAAGGUUACAAGCAACUCAUCACUCCCAUCACCACUGAGAAGUACACAUUGCUUGACCUCAUUUUUGUGUCUAAACCUCAGUGUGCUCUUCAUUCAGGUGUCCUUCGAACGUACUACAGCUAUCACAAUCCUGUCUUUUGUGUUUUAGGCGAUGAAAGAACGGAAAAGAGACAAGACUUGGAGAGCAAGUGCCAUAAGUGUGCCUUUCACACCAGGGUGGAAACUAGCAUGACAUGUCUUCAUUCAUUUAUCACUGUGCCUGAAGAUAUUAAAGAGAAGGCCAGGCACCUUUUCUAUCCCGAGGCACCAUUGGUCACCAUCCAGGAGGCUGCUGCAGCGAAGCCCACCGGCAGCCUCCUGACAUUGCACGGAACCGUCAGUUCUAUGCGUCCCACAAGAAUGUGGAGAAAGCGGGGGGACGGGGCAGGUCCCCAUGAGGACCUUUUUCCUCAAAGCAGAAUGAAAAAGCAUAAAGAUAAUGUUGUGGCAGGACGUAGCCACAAAUCAUUUAGAAAAAAAAACAUACAAAUUCACCCACCUUGUUGGGAAAAUUAACGAUUUUGGCUACGUCCUGCAUUCAGCAGCACACACCACUAUUCAAGAAUCAACGACAGGGCGGCAACACACGUUAAUUGCCUACAACACCAUCAUGGGUGGAAAGAUGGCAGUGACCGCCAGUGGGGCCACCCUGACAAUUCCAGGGGCAAUUUGGGAAGCAGCUUUUGGGGAGGGCCAUCUGCUAAUUCCUGCAGA